UGACUCUUGAAUUCAUUAUUCCAGGGUCAAUGCUGUACCUCACAAGUAUCAAAAUACAAACCUGUGUGUUUGGUGACAGGGGGAGGGGGACUGAAACCGGUGGGGUGAGUUUUCAAAUCUUGAACUUGGCCCAAAAACUUCUCUCAUACCUGACUGGUGCGGUGUGAAUUGAAAGCCCUGCCCCUCUCAAAGACGGCCCAUUGAUUACAGCGUAAGAAAAACUAUAAGAAAAAGUCCAAAGGGAAGUGAAGUCAGAUACAGAGAGGCUACCUGGACAGCAGAAACACAUUUCUGACGAUUUGAGCUCUCAGGUGGAAAGCGAAGUGAACUCUGAGAAACUCAAGAAGGAUAAGAAGAAGAUGAGUCUGCAGAAGAAAUCAUACAGCCUGGAAGAUGCCCAGCUGGUAAUCCAGCACAGAGACAAGCACCAGCCCCUUAUCAGAUCUCAGACCUUCGAUUUAGCACCUACGAAAAAUAACGAGCAAGAGAAAAGCCUGGAUAGGAGGGGUUCCCUCACCAGCAGUUCAAGUAAAAGCAGUCAGAGUUAUUCAAAGCACAAUAAAUCCUUCCACAAGCUGUUCAAAGACAUUGCUGAAGAGGAGGCACUAAUCAACAGUUUCACCUGCGCUCUGCAGAAGGAGGUCCUAUACCACGGAAAGAUGUAUGUGUCCAAAAACUACAUCUGCUUCUAUUCCUCCGUGCUCCUCAAAGAAACCAAGGUUAUGAUCCCGGUGUCAUCUGUAGCUCUCCUGAAGAAACAGAACACAGCCCUCCUGGUGCCCAACGCACUGUCCAUCCGCACCAGCGAUGGAGAAAAGUUUAUUUUUGUGUCUUUGCGAACACGAGACGUAACGUUCAAGCUCCUGAAGUCAGUCUGCUAUCCCUCAGAGGAUGCCAGCGCAAACAGCAGCCCAAGUUUCGACACUCCAGGGAAACACUUGAACUCUAGUCAGUCCAGUCUGGACCAAGAGCAGGAAACGCAACCAGAUUCUCCAGGGACUCCGAAGCACAGCAAAGCUCCGUCACCGCAAUUGAAUGCAAUCCAUUCGCAACCCAACAGUGAGGACAAGGGGGAAGAUCAGACUGACAGGGCAGUGGAACAGCAAGCAGGCGAUUCCUGGGUGUGGACUAUCACUCAGAAAGUGAACUCGUACAUCACGCCGCAUGAAUCCACCUCAAUCCACAUGUUGCUUAUCAUCUACCUGCUACUGGUGGUUGUUCUCCUCCUGUCCUCUGGGUAUAUCGGGCUCCGGAUCGUGGCUCUAGAGCAGCAGUUGACUUCCAUGGGCGCCUGGCCUGACGUCUCUGUGCACAGAGGGUACAAGGAACCCUAACCCCUUCGCUUUGCAGACGUCCUGUCACCUGGAUUGAUCAAAGCCCUCACUGGCUCAAGCCCUCUCGGGGAGAUGCGAAUGGAAUUCUGCUGGUCAGACUGCGACGGAGGAGAAUGAAUCCUCAGUGUUAUCGUCUCCACGCAUCUUGUAAUUUGAAUGACAGUUAAUGGUGGAGAGGCAGAGGUGCAAGCCACACAGCAGGCAUUGUUUGCACUACCUACCAGCACCUGAAGAAGUGGAUUGCUAGUUAGCAGGUACCCUUUUAGGCCAGUGCAAAAACCUAAAAGCCAAAACUGCUGGAAAAGAUGACCCGACAAUCAAAAGUACAUUUAAGCGCUCAUGUGAAUGAUUGUAAAGGCGUAUUUUGAAGAAACCUUUUCAAUGCAUCCUAGCCGAUCCACUUUUUUUUUUACAGCAUUACUGUAUGUUGGGAAAGCUAACCCUGCUGAUGCCAAGUUUACAACCUGUGAAUUAACAGUGCAAUAUUCCUACUACAUUGGGACUUCCUUGGGUCUUAACGGUAUAUUCCUGUGUAUUAAGUUUCUAGAAUUCUGCACUUUGUAGCUUUUUUACAGCAGGAACAAUGUUUAAAUGUGUAUCAGCACUGCUUACGUCAAUAAACCGGUACUUUGUUUAAAGUACAGUUUGUAUAUAUUGUGACACCUGAUUGAUCAGCCCAUUUUUACUUGUAUACAAAGUGCCAGGGGAAUGUACAUUAGAGUUUUUUUUUUUUUUGGAUCCUGAUCUAUUAAAUGGAUGUUAUGAAAGAAUAUUCUGUUAACCUUUUAGGAUACAGUGAAGAAACUGCCCCUAGCACAGGAAGUUAGCUCUGAGCCACUCACUAAGGCAAUUCUAUACCAAGCAGUGAAAGAGGCAUUACAAGUUCACUGAACAAAAAAUAAAUAAAUAAAUGAAUAAAAAAUAAAACACAUCCACAAAUUAUUUAAGUACAAGACAGUUCAUCCUAAACCGGAACAGCAGGUCCAGGAUUUGAGAGCAAGCUGUUUUAAAAACUGGAACAGAAAAAAAUAAAACGUAAGGUCAGCUAGUUAUCAUAAUCUACGUUUAAAUGCAGAACCAGCAACGUGCAUAGCAGGAUCGCAACAACAGACAUCUGGUUUUUAGAUCUUGUGUACAAAUUCUGAAUUACAGUAUCUCUUCCCCUCUGUGUUUAUUUUCCUUGAUUUGAACUUUAAUAUAGCCAUUAAAGCUUUUUGUAAUGGAGGUUGCAAUAAGGGGAACAAUUGUGCAUGCAUGUACAAACCCAUAUAUCCUUAUAUGUAUAGUUUUUAAAGACUUCACCUGUAUGUAUUUUAAACUCAGUAUUAACUUUGAAACAUACCUCAACAAAAGUAGCUUUGUUCAGAGUGUCAAUCAAGCAUUGCUUUAACUGUUGGAGCUUUUUGGUGGAAAGGAAAAUGUCGUGAAAGCAGAUCUCGUCUACAGAGCUGUGUUAUUGAACUUCUGUAUGGUGUUGGGGUGCAGCACACCCCCCUAAAGGGCUUUUAUUUAUUUUUUUUAUGGAGUUCCUUGGGAAUGUAUUAUUGCAUGGAAUUGUAAGACUUGGCAGUUGACUAUCAGGAAUGGCAACACAGUGGAUUUGCAAGAGAUGCUGCAGCCUUACUGUUUUGCUAAUGGGCCCUGCAAUGGGUUGUAUAGACCUAUGCUAUCAGUAUGCCAAUAUGAACAUCGUACCACGGUGGUAGUGUUUUGCUUAAUAUCACAUCCAAUUAUCAUAAAGACAAGCACGAAAAGUUCUGCGUUGCCUAUUUACACUCCAAACACCACAAGGUUUUUUUUUUUUUUUUUUUUUUUGUAUGAAUUUCUACUGGAUAAUGUGUUAUUUAUAUAUAUAUUUGAU
Molecule: messenger RNA, 3195 nt
Organism: Polyodon spathula (Mississippi paddlefish)
Lineage: Eukaryota; Metazoa; Chordata; Actinopteri; Acipenseriformes; Polyodontidae
Product: GRAM domain-containing protein 2B-like
Exons: 13
Coding region: 360-1334 (324 amino acids)
Source: RefSeq, a predicted model, not a curated record